Molecule: messenger RNA, 1857 nt
Organism: [Torrubiella] hemipterigena
Lineage: Eukaryota; Fungi; Ascomycota; Sordariomycetes; Hypocreales; Clavicipitaceae
Source: the annotation of a GenBank genome assembly
CACUUUUUUCUUGAUUCUCUGCUUUCUGGCCUUAGAACCAAGGGAAAGAAAGAGAAUAUCCACUUUUUUCCUCUUUGGGGAUAUCCUAUACAACAUAUUCUUUGCUUGAAUAUAAUUCAAUUCCUUUUUUUUGUUCUUCCUUCCCUCAAUUAUCCCAGUCAUGUUCCGUCACUCUCUUAGAGCCGUUGCGCGCACCGCUGCAUCGGCCCGGCCCAUCGCCGCAACCCGGGCUUUCGCCUCCUCCGCCUCGGGUCCCACCUUCAACUGGGAAGACCCUCUUGGAGCAAAGCAUCUUUACACUGAAGAGGAAUUGGCCAUCUCUGAAACCGCUGAGCGCUACUGCCAGGAGCGCAUGUUGCCCCGCGUCCUCCAGGCCUACCGCGAUGAACACUACGACCCCAAGAUCCUCGAAGAGAUGGGCGAGCUUGGCCUGCUCGGCGCCAACAUUGAAGGCUAUGGCUGCGCCGGCGUGUCCAGCAUUGCCAAUGGUCUCAUCACCCGCGCCGUCGAACGCGUAGACAGUGGUUACCGUUCAGGCAUGUCUGUCCAGUCAUCCCUUGUCAUGGGAGGCAUCAACGAGUUCGGUAGCCAAGAACAAAAAGAACGCUUCCUCCCCGAGAUGGCCAAGGGUAAGCUCCUCGGUGCCUUUGGCCUGACUGAGCCCAACCACGGCAGCGAUCCUGGAAGCAUGGAGUGUGUUGCCCGCCCCCACCCUACCAAGACUGGUUACUUCUCCCUGAGCGGAGCCAAGACAUGGAUCACCAACAGCCCUAUCGCUGAUGUCCUCUUGGUUUGGGCUAAGCUUCAAGAGACGGGCAAGAUCCGCGGCUUCCUCGUCGAGCGCAAGGACUGCCCACCCGGUACGCUUGAGACCCCUGCCAUCAAGGAUAAGAACGGUCUCCGUGCUUCCAUCACUGGUAUGAUCCAACUGGAUGACUGCCCUGUCCCCGUCGCCAACAUGUUCCCUGAUAUUGAGGGUCUGCGUGGUCCCUUUGGCUGCCUGAACAACGCCCGAUACGGCAUUGCGUUCGGUGUCAUGGGUGCUCUUGAGGACUGCCUUGACCGUGCACGAACCUACUCUCUGGAGAGAAAGCAGUUCAAGGGCAACCCUCUCGCCCGCUACCAGCUCAUCCAGAAGAAGCUUGCUGAUGCUGCCACUGAUAUUGCCUACGGUACUCUUGCGGCUGUACAGGUUGGCCGUCUCAAGGAUGAGGGCAAGGCCACCCCCGAGAUGAUUAGCAUGAUCAAGAGACAAAACUGCGAUGCCGCGUUGAAGAACGCCCGUAUCCUCCAGGAAAUCUUUGGCGGCAACGCCGUCAGUGAUGAGUACGGCAUUGGCCGUCACGUUGCCAACCUGUUUGUCACCCAGACCUACGAAGGCCAGAGCGAUAUCCACAGCCUGAUCCUUGGUCGCGCCAUCACUGGUGUCCAAGCCUUUGUCUAAACGGAUCUUGUGUUCUAGUCACACGGCAUGCUACAGGCUGUUUGCACGGAAAGCAGUUUGUCACAAGUCAAAACAGUUAAUAAGCCUGGCGAAUGGCUGUAAUAAGUUUAUAGAAAAGCGUAUAACCAUGAAUUAAAAGUUAAUGAGGCCAGCUUUGGGACGAUAUCCAGAGUCGUUAUGGUAACAAUCUCGUGAACCGUGAACGAUAGGCUGGUGAUGCCACAUUUGCCACCAUACCCAUGUUAAGUUUAAGCGUGGAAGAGAGUCUUUUCACUCUAGACCCUAUGCUAUUCAGAUUGAGUGGCAUACCGCCAAAACGCUGUCUACGAGUAGAUGCAAUAUGUUACUAGUAUAUCCCAUGCAAGACAGUCCCACUCCUGCGAUAUCGGCAGAAAAGGCCCAAAGAAAAGCGG